GUAAUUUGCUGCUAGUAUUAUCAAAAUUCCAACAAUAUCUAGGGCUCAUAAGUUGAGAGGAUGGUGAAGGAUGAAGAUUGCUGUGCCACGCAUCUCAUCGACGGCGACGGCGAAUUCAAUGUUGCAGGGGUCGACAGCUUCGUAAAGAAAGUUAAGCUCGCUGAGUGUGGGAUCUACUAUGUGGUUGUUGCCAUCAUGGGUCCUCAGAGUAGCGGAAAGAGCACAUUACUGAACCAUCUCUUCCGCACUAACUUCAGAGAGAUGGAUGCAUGCGAUGGAAGGAGCCGAACAACCAAGGGAGUUUGGAUAGCCAAGUGUGUUGGCAUUGAGCCUUGCACCAUCGCCAUAGAUUUGGAGGGCACUGAUGGUAGGGGAAGAGGGGAGAAUGUUACUUUCGAGAAGCAAAGCGCUCUAUUUGCGCUUGCAAUUUCAGACAUUGUGCUCAUAAAUAUGUGGUGCAAUGAUGUUGGUCGGGAGCAUGCUGCGAACAAACCUUUACUAAGAACAGUUUUUGAGAUGAUGAUGCGCAUAUUCAGCCCCCGUAAACGGACGCUACUAUUUGUCAUACGUGAUACGUCACUAAAGACCCCAUUCGAAAAGCUAGAGUUUAUUUUAAGGGAAGAUAUUCAAAAGAUAUGGGAUGCAGUUGCGAGGCCUCAAGCGCAUAAGUCCACCUUGCUCAGUGACAUUUUUAAUGUGGAAGUAGUUGCUUUGUCCAGUUAUGAAUACCAGGAGGAGAAGUUUAUUGAGGAGGUUGCUCAACUGAGGCAGCGUUUUUCCAAUACUAUUUCACAAGGAGGGCUUGCUGGUGAUAGAAGUAGUGUUAUCCCUGCCUCUGGAUUUUCUCUUAGUGCCCAGCAGAUUUGGAAAGUAAUCAAAGAAAACAGAGAUUUGAAUCUUCCUAAUCACAAGGUUAUGGUUGCCACCAUUCGUUGUGGAGAGAUUGCCACCCAGAAAUUCAAUCAGUUGAUGGAAAAUAGGGAUUGGUUAGCAUUGCAACAAGUAGCUGCCCAAAGUGGUCCUGUACAAGGUUCUGGUAAAAGGCUUAGAUCAAUUCUCGACGCCUAUCUUUCUGAAUAUGAUAUGGAGACCAUGGACUUUGACGAAGGUGUAAGGAACUCAACAAGAAAACAACUGUUGGAGUCAAAAGCAUUUUAUCUUGUCCACGCUGCGUAUGCUACUAUCCUUGAACACCUGCGUUCCCUUGAAGAGUUUAAGGUGAAGCAGUCAUUUAACGAAGAAGGAUUAUUUGAUUCAUCUGCUAGCACUAGUACAACAAGUUUUGAGGCUUCCAUGCCUAAGUUUAGGCAAGGAUGUGCAGAUGCCACCAUGCAGAAGGCUAAUUUGGAUUCUUCAAUCGUUGGGAAAAAACUUCUAUGUGAUAAAGAUGCAGAUGCAUCUCAUAGCGCCAAGUUGUCAGAAUUGAAAGUCAAGUAUGAGAACCAACUUUCCACCUCUUUAACUGAAAAGGUCGAUGAGGCUCUUCUUGAAGAUGGUGGAAAAGACGUUUGGGCUCUAAUAAGAGACAUGCUUAAGUUUGAGGUUGCAAAUGCAAUAUCAACGUUUUCAACUGAACUAGAUGGAUUUCAGUUGGAUGAGGAAACAAUUUCGAAAAUGAAGCAAAAUUUAAUGAACUGUGCAAGAAAUGAGGUGGAGAAAAAUGUAAGAGGCAAAGCUGAUGAGGUUUUGACCCUCAUGAAAAAACGGUUUGAAAGCGUCUUCAACUAUGAUAGUGAUUUAAACCCUAGGGUUUGGGCAAAAAAGAAAGUAAUUAAAACUGCUACCAAGGAUGCCCAUUCUGCUUCUCUUAAGCUUUUAGCAGUUUUGGCUGUCAUUCGCUUAAAUGAGAUGCAAGACGAUAUUGAAAACGUUCUAUUUUCUUCUUGCCUCAAGAAGGAAAAGAAGAAAAAAGACUCUAUAGAUCCUCUGGCCUCAAGGACUUGGAAUGAGGUCUCUUCAGAGGAUACCCUAAUCACACCACUUGAGUGCAAGAAGUUGUGGAAUCAGUUCAUAAAAGAGACUAAACAUCAUGUCCAGGAAGCUAACAAAGAACUGAAGGCUAGAAACAAGUGGUUGUGUUCUUUGAUGAAGACGGUGCCAGAAGUGAUAGGAUUGGUUCUUACUGCAUUUGCAUGUGCAGCAGAAAGGGUAGACUCGACUCGACCGGAUUCGAUGGGCUAAAUGAUGCACCCCAUUCAAUUUGCGGCUUUGUAUAUAGGGUUUAUGUCAUUUUACAUUGCAUUUAUGUUCAUUUGCCGACGCUACCAAAAAAACGGCAGUAGUUACUUUAUUUUGCGUGUUACAAUUUGAGCGUUUGUUACAUAUACCUUGGUGACUUUUGCUGCAAUU
Molecule: messenger RNA, 2349 nt
Organism: Prunus mume (Japanese apricot)
Lineage: Eukaryota; Viridiplantae; Streptophyta; Magnoliopsida; Rosales; Rosaceae
Product: protein ROOT HAIR DEFECTIVE 3 homolog 2-like
Biological process (GO): endoplasmic reticulum membrane fusion
Cellular component (GO): endoplasmic reticulum
Molecular function (GO): GTP binding; GTPase activity
Source: RefSeq, a predicted model, not a curated record